AAGCAGAAACAACAGGAGCAAAAAAAAAAUACUAGGACUGGUGGUUGCAGAGAAGAAGCAUUUCCAUUCAUACUAUGGCUAUGACAAAUUGCUUUCAAGUAACCAGCAGUUCCUGCAAGGUUGGAAUCUCUGCUCACUGCACCACUGCCCAUUCAUUUGCCUCACCAGACAAGCUCAACUUCCCGUCGUCAUCUUCCUACACCAGAAGAGAUUUCAACAACUCAUCAGUCACCCUUUUGCCAACUUCCAAACCAAGGAGAUCCCACUUCGUUUGCAAAGCUCAAGAAGCUCUUGACCAAGUUCAACCAGUGACAGAGCAGACAUGGGAGAAGCUGGUGAUAGGAUGUGAGAACCCAGUGCUGGUGGAGUUCUGGGCGCCGUGGUGCGGACCGUGCCGGAUGAUAGCUCCGGUGAUCGACGAGCUGGCGAAGGAGUACGCCGGGAAGCUGUCCUGCUACAAGGUGAAUACCGACGAGUGCCCAAACAUUGCUAGCCAGUGUGGGAUCAGGAGCAUCCCAACUGUGCUCUUCUACAACAAGGGUGAGAGGAAAGAGAGCAUCAUUGGUGCUGUCCCUAAGUCCACUUUGUGUAGUACUCUAGAGAAGUACAUUGAUGGUUGAAAAGAAGGGGAAAAAAGAACAUAAUUUCCUCCCCAAUGUCUUUUUUUUGCAAAUUCCACCACUUUGUUCUCCAAACAUGAUGAUGGUCUAAGCCACAUGUGUAUAAACAAGCAUCUCUAUGUAUUUGGAAUGCUCCUGCUUUAGCCUCAAUUUUUAGAGCACAAAAUACUUGAAGUAGUGGAAAGUCAGCAUUUGAUGAGGAGAGCUCAUUCGGGAGUUGGGACUUGGAUUCUUAAAAUCCAAUGAUUCCGAAGGAAGCAUCCUGUUUUUCUUAUUUGAGAAUGUCUCUUCGGAAAUCUUAAAUCUCGAAAAGGUAAGAGAAAAUCUUUCAUCGAUGAGAUUUAAACUUCUGACCUUUUCUUUUUAACAUUUGUUCCACCAAUAAAUUUCUUUUUUGUCAUUUCUUUGAGAAAUCAAAUAAAAAAGAAGUGUCCCU
Molecule: messenger RNA, 1056 nt
Organism: Linum tenue
Lineage: Eukaryota; Viridiplantae; Streptophyta; Magnoliopsida; Malpighiales; Linaceae
Source: the annotation of a GenBank genome assembly